Guillardia theta CCMP2712 is the source of this 513-nucleotide messenger RNA. RefSeq lists its product as hypothetical. NCBI's taxonomy places the organism in Eukaryota, Cryptophyceae, Pyrenomonadales, Geminigeraceae. The record is from RefSeq and is a predicted model, not a curated record. The transcript has 3 exons. Bases 45 to 464 code for a protein of 139 amino acids.
CUCCUCCUCCUGUGUUGAUCUCCUGCAUGACCACGACUGACAAGAUGUGGCACCGAUGCUCGCGCUCCCUCCGCCGCCUGUCCGUCCACGCGUCUCCCCGCGCUGCUCCCAAGCCUCUCAGCUUGCUUGCUGGUGUCUCUGCAGACCAUCAGCCUUCACCCCCCCGCCCCCACCGUCUCCUACACUGCAGCAGCCUCUCUCUUCUUCCCUCUCGGAUGUACGCCCGGCAGCUGGAGGACUUCGAGGAGCAGCAGGUCGCCUGCCGAUCGCCGAGCUGCGUCACGUGCAUGAUGUGCAGUCUUGGGAGCAUCAGGCGGCCAGCGAUCGACCAGGGGGGGAGGCUGGAGGAAGGAGGGCUUCUUGGGGCGGUCAAGAGGGCCGGGUCAGGGCUUGGCCCAUCCAUCGACCGUGCGGGGAACUUUGUGAUGGAAGGAGAUAGAGCCCGAUGCAAGAGCGCUCCUUGAUGUUGAUAGAGUCAUAGGUUAUUAUACUUGUGCGAUGCAAUGAACAGCU